GGAGCUGGAGGAAGCGCCGGACGACGACCAGCCGCAGGAGGCGGGCGGCCCGGGCCCAGGCCCCGCCCAGGCUCCGAAGCUCCGGGCUGCGGGCGGAUGGAUGGGGCGUCUUCAGGCGGCGGCGGCAGCGGGGAAGGCGGCGGCGGCGGCGGCGGCGGCUAUGGUGUGGUGGCUCGAUUCUCCCAGUGCCUGGCUGAGUUUCGGACGUGGUUAAGAACCAACUGGUUGAGGUUCAAUGCAGACAAGACGGAUGUGAUGCUGAAAAUGUGCAUCAGAUGUUUAUGUUUAAUUGGUUUACAGACUGUCUAUGGACUCUUUUCCUGUCAAAUUACCAGCCAUCUGUUGAAUCUUCAAGUCCAGAAAUGGAUGAAAUGUUUGACUGCCAGUGAGAGCACAGGGGGUUCAGCAACAUCAGAUGACCAUGAAUUUGAUCCAUCAGCUGACAUGCUGGUUCAUGAUUUUGAUGAUGAACGAACAUUAGAAGAGGAAGAAAUGAUGGAAGGAGAAACAAACUUCAGUUCUGAAAUAGAGGAUCUUGCAAGGGAAGGUGACAUGCCAAUUCAUGAACUGCUCAGCCUUUAUGGUUAUAACAAUGCUGUUCGACUGCCUGAAGAAGAUGAUGAAGAGGAGGAGGAGGAGGAGGAGGAAGGUGAUGAUGAUGAGGAUGCUGAGAAUGACGACCACAGUGGUUGUAGUGCGGAAAAUAAGGAAGAGAAUAUAAAGGAUUCAUCAGGACAGGAGGAUGAAACUCAGUCUUCCAAUGAUGAUCCAUCACAGUCUGUUGCUUCUCAAGAUGCCCAAGAAAUAAUCCGUCCACGUCGAUGUAAAUAUUUUGAUACAAAUAGCGAAAUAGAAGAAGAAUCUGAAGAAGAUGAAGAUUAUAUUCCAUCAGAAGACUGGAAAAAGGAGAUUAUGGUCGGCUCCAUGUUUCAAGCAGAGAUUCCAGUGGGCAUUUGUAAAUACAAAGAGAAUGAAAAAGUAUAUGAAAAUGACGAUCAGCUCCUGUGGGACCCGGAAUACUUACCCGAAGAUAAAGUGAUUGUGUUUCUUAAAGAUGCUUCUAGAAGAACAGGUGAUGAGAAAGGUGUAGAAGCAAUUCCUGAGGGAUCUCAUAUAAAAGACAACGAACAGGCUUUGUAUGAGUUGGUGAAAUGCAAUUUUGACACAGAAGAAGCAUUGAGAAGAUUAAGAUUUAAUGUAAAAGCGGCUAGAGAGGAAUUAUCUGUUUGGACAGAGGAAGAGUGUAGGAAUUUUGAGCAAGGGCUGAAGGCCUAUGGAAAGGAUUUUCAUCUGAUUCAGGCUAAUAAAGUUCGAACAAGGUCAGUUGGUGAAUGUGUAGCGUUCUAUUACAUGUGGAAAAAAUCGGAACGUUACGAUUUCUUUGCUCAGCAAACACGAUUUGGAAAAAAGAAAUACAAUCUUCAUCCUGGUGUAACGGAUUACAUGGACCGUCUUCUGGAUGAAAGUGAAAGUGCCGCUUCUAGUCGCGCCCCCUCUCCUCCCCCCACCGCCUCCAACAGCAGCAACAGCCAGUCCGAGAAGGAAGACGGCGCCCUUGGCAGCAGUAACCAGAAUGGUGUACCAUCUAAUGGAUCAGGCGAAAUACUGAACAAAGAAGAAGUGAAAGUUGAAGGGUUACAUGUCAACGGACCAACAGGGGGAAGUAAGAAACCACUCCACGCAGAUACAGACACGAACGGCUAUGAAGCAGACGACCUUCCCCCUGACCCCAAACUUGCUCACAUGACUGCGAGAAAUGACAAUGAUUUUGAUGAGAGAGGUGAGAGACCUGCCAAAAGGCGAAGGGUAAACAGCAGUGCGGAAGAAAGCCCGGGUUCCUCUGAAUUUUUCCAAGAAUCAAUCUCACAUGGAAAAUUGGAAGAACUUGAAAAUGCAGAUGACUGAAUUUUAGAUCUUCAUUUUCCUGUCUCUGGAGUAAAUUCUGGUGUGACUAAAAUUUUCAGGGUUGAUGGGUUUCCUUAAAAAGUUGAUUUUCUUCAAGUAGUUGGUUAAAAUUCGAAAACUGAAUUGGGUCCGACUUUAAUAACAUUUCUUAAUUCUGCCUUUUGCAAAUAUUUUAUUUUAGAAUUGCCAGAUACCCUUUUAAGGAUAUAAAAAAAUAAUAAAUUGAAACGAACUAGAGAUAGAUCUAUACCUUCUUAUUUGAUGUAUUAAUCAUAAAAUUCCACUGCAAGGUAAUUUUUGCUUAAAUUGAUGAAGGAAUGGAAAAAAUCAAGUCCAAAUUUCUACUUAGCACCAGUUUUUUUUUUAGUUUUGUGAAAUGUUUGUCUUCGUAACAGACAUUUUUUUCUCUGUACAAAUAUUAUUAAGGAAACCCCGUGAAUCCUGAAAGUUAUGCUAGCAUGAUUUUUUUUAUAUAUAGAAAUUUUAAAAUAAACCAAGUCAGGUUUGUAUAUGUAAAAUUGUUGACAUCAAUGAUGUCUUUCCAUAUUCUUAUCUGGGCUUAAGAAAUACAUUCUGUAUUUUUCCAGAUUCUUUGUAGCCUUUGAAAGAUUUUUACAGUACAUAUGUCUUGACUGAGCUGUCCUUUCUUAAUACAAAAGCUUGUAUAAUUUUCUUAACUUGUACAGUUGGUAAACUUUUAUGAGAGGAAUUGAUAUUCUGAGUCUGUCAGCUUUCAUUUUAUUUUGCUAAGUUUUUCUAAUGAAUUUUUAAAGUGUUUGCAUAACUAAGUCUUGUUUCUUAUCCAGAAGCAUUCAUAAACGAUUGUGAAAAUUUGUCUUUUCAGAUUUCUACUUAAGGUCAGAUAAUUUCAGAAUUCUUAAAUUUAGCAUGAACUUAGCUUGCUCAGUUUGGUUUGCGUUUGUUAUAAUUUCCGAAAUUAUUUUGAAGCAAAACAAGUUUAGUGUCAGCUUAAAUGUAUCAUGCUGACCAGAAUCCUGUUUAGUUAUUUUUAUAUGCAUUAUAGAAUUUCUCAUUUUUGCAUUAAAUAAACAGAAGGGAAACUGUCAAGUGCUGCUUAGACACUGGCACGCACAGGAGUAACUGGGCAGGCAGGAACGUCUAUGGGGAGAAAGCGAUGGAGUCUGAAAAUUCUUUACACCAGUUAAAAUCCAGACACGAUAACCAUUGCUCUACGUGAUUACAAAUAGAAGAUUAUCCAUGUGCAUAGCAUUGUAAGAGUGCCAUUUUAUUUUUAGUGCUAAAUUCUUGUUAAAAAAUGUAGUUUUAUAAAGCUGAUAGACCAACCUAUAUCCAAACUUUUAUAAAAGGCUCUUAGUUAAUUCUUGUUUUUCUCACACAGGCAUACUCCAAAUGCUUCUUCCAGUUAAUUUUCAGCCACCAGUUCAAGAGCCACUGCCUUUUUGAAAUAAAUCUUCUGUCUUCUUGUUUUUAGUGGCUCAGCUGUCUAAUGCAGUUGAUUAGAGGUUUGCACUGAGAAAUUAUCAUUUAGGCCUUACCCCCAUGAAGUAUUAUUGUUAACAUGUUCACACUGCUUCUCUUCACCAGUGUGAACAGUUUUUUUCUCAGUGUUAAAAGCCACUUUACAGCUUUCAACUUCAUGUAAUGUACAUUCACUAUUACAUACACAUCCAAGUAAAUCAGAAAUGUACAUUCACUGUUGUAUACACGCCCAAGUAAAUCAGAGUUUGGGUGGAAAUGUGGACAAGUGUGAGUUUUUGCUUAUCCAGGAUGGCAGCUAUGUUAGCAGGUGUGUUCAGAUCCAUUUUAUAAAUUAGAUUUGAUUAAACGAAUCCAAAGUAUCCUAGCUCUUUGUCAAAGGUGGUCUGUGAACAUGGUUUUAAGAUGAGUUAUGCUAUACUUCUUAAGUUGUUGCAAUAUUAGAGAUACCAUUUUCACCUUUUUUAAAAGAUACAUUUUAUUUGCAGGUUUGUGAAGUUCUUGCAAACUACUAUAAGAGGAACAUUUUAAGUAAAUUCUCUCAGGCAUGUUUGCAAAUAUAGCACAUGUAUACAUGUUAGGAAAUUUUACUUUUCUUAAUCUUUUUAAAAUUAUACCUAAUGAAAGACAUUCCACUAUUAUGCAAUGCUCAGCUUUUUGUAAGGAGAUAUUUAACUGUAUUUUGUGUUUAUACAGGUAUUUCACAUAGGACUUUUGCUCUUCAUAAUGCAGCCACUAUAACUUGAUAAGUCAUUGCACUAUUUAAAAAUUCUGGGUGAUAUCAUGAAUUUUAUUUAAGACGCAGUACAUUUCAGAGCUCUUAAACUCUUGACAAAUUGUGUUGAGAAAGAAGUCCUUGUUAAUACUUAAGCCCCCUUGGCUCAGCACCUGUACCUCAGCGGCUGGGGCACCAGCCACAUAACACCAGAGCUGGUGGGUUGGAAUCCAGCCCAGACCAGCUAAACCACAAUGACAGAUGCAACCAAAAAAUAGCCGGGUGUUGUGGUGGGUGCCUGUAGUCCCAGCUACUUGGGAGGCUGAGGCAAGAGAAUCGCUUAAGCCUAAGAGUUUGAGGUUGCUGUGAGCUGUGACGCCACGGCACUCUCUCUAUCUGGGGUGACACAGACUGUCUCAAAAAAAAAAAAAAAAAAAAGCCGCCCCAUUUCAUUUCCAUCCCCAGCAGAGCACUGUCAUUUCAUUUGGAAUGGCAUUCCGUUUCGUGAUGUGUUUCAAACGGAGUUCAGAAUCUGCAUCUCAGUUCAGCAUAAAUCUGUUGAGCUUUAAAAUGUAUUUGAAGUAAUAUUUAAAUAGGCAUUUAAAAUUAUGAAUUAGAUGUUUUUAAAUUUAUGCAUAGUAAUUUUGCACUGUAAAAUAACUCCCUCCCCAUUCCUUGUCUGCCAUUCUGAAUGUGCUUAUUAAAAUAUUUUUUUUAACAUACUUGCCUACAUAAUGCUCUGUGAACGUUUUCAUUGGGUUAAUGUGGUAUUAGAGAUCAAGUGUGUGAUGCACAUUGCCUACCAGGCAGACAGACACGCAGUCCCUGUCCCGCCCCCCCAGACACAGUGCACGGAGCAGACACGCAGUCCCUGUCCCCGCCCCCCCCAGACACAGUGCACGGAGCAGACACGCAGUCCCUGUCCCCGCCCCCCCAGACACAGUGCACGGAGCAGACAUGCAGUCCCUGUCCCCGCCCCCCCAGACACCGUGCACAGAGUAGUUGCCUGUUGUUCCUGGUCCCCUUUAUCUCAUCUUGGGUGAUGUAUUUUUGUCUUUUUCCCCCCAAAGAGAUUGACCCAUUUCUCUUUGGACUAUAUAAUUAAAACUAAUUUCUUCCCUUCUUUUGCGGUGGAGUUGAUAUCACUUUAUAUUUUGUAAAAUAAAACUUGUUUUGUCACAAUAUU
This is a messenger RNA of Nycticebus coucang (slow loris), 5264 nucleotides long. RefSeq names its product MIER1 transcriptional regulator (gene MIER1). Gene Ontology annotation, molecular function: histone deacetylase binding; transcription corepressor activity. The record is from RefSeq and is a predicted model, not a curated record. Gene Ontology annotation, cellular component: nucleoplasm. The coding region runs from base 97 to 1905 and encodes 602 amino acids. The transcript has 16 exons. Gene Ontology annotation, biological process: negative regulation of transcription by RNA polymerase II. Lineage: Eukaryota; Metazoa; Chordata; Mammalia; Primates; Lorisidae.